Molecule: messenger RNA, 2646 nt
Organism: Trematosphaeria pertusa
Lineage: Eukaryota; Fungi; Ascomycota; Dothideomycetes; Pleosporales; Trematosphaeriaceae
Exons: 1
Coding region: 90-2438 (782 amino acids)
Biological process (GO): mRNA splicing, via spliceosome
Cellular component (GO): spliceosomal complex; Prp19 complex
Source: RefSeq, a predicted model, not a curated record
CGACACUGCACGACGCCCGCUGCAACUCGCAGUGCCGUACAACCCUCCGACACUUCUCGAAUAACCGGUCGCGCUCGAACGUUUUCACGAUGGUUGUGACCAAAGUCGGCCAAUGGAGCAAUGUGGAGGACGAAGUGCUGAAGGCCGCUAUCUCCAAAUAUGGCCUCAACCAGUGGGCGCGAUGCGCGUCGCUUCUUGCGAAGAAGACCGCCAAGCAGUGCAAGGCGCGAUGGAACGAGUGGUUAGAUCCGUCCAUCAAGAAGACUGAGUGGUCGAGGGAGGAUGAUGAGAAGCUUUUGACUAUGGCGAAACUACUUCCUACACAGUGGCGCACCAUAGCACCCAUCGUCGGCAGGACAGCAACCCAGUGUCUUGAACGGUAUCAGAAACUGCUGGAUGAGCAAGAAGCCAGGGAGAGUGGAGACUUGGGCCUGGCGGGCCCCGAGGGUGGAGAGACGGCUGCCCCUACCGCUGAGGAUGUGCGACGGCUACGCCCUGGCGAGGUUGACGCUUACGCCGAAAGUCGACCUGCCCGACCCGAUGCGAUUGAUAUGGAUGAGGAGGACAAGGAGAUGCUGUCGGAAGCACGUGCGCGAUUAGCAAACGUGAGCGGAAAGAAGGCCAAACGGAAGGCCCGUGAGAGGCAGUUGGAGGAGUCAAGGAGGCUCGCGCUGCUUCAGAAACGUCGAGAGCUGAAGGCUGCAGGCAUCAAUAUCAAAAUCACGCCGAAGAAGGGUAACCACAUCGACUACAACGCUGACGUACCUCUCGAAAAGGAGGUCCCUGCAGGCUUCUACGACACCACCGAGGAACUUGAGCGAAACGAGCGUCAGCGCGAAGCCUUCGACCCGCGAAAACAGCAACUUGCGAACAAGCGCAAAGCAGAACAGCAGGACGAGCAAGGGGACAACAAACGUAAGAAGAAUGAUAAUAAGCAAGGUCUUGCGGCGUCACAUGCGAAGGCUGCCCAGGCGCAGAGGAUCCGGGAGGCUGAGCAAAGCAGCAAGCGACGUGCUCUUGCUCUUCCGGCACCUCAGGUUGGAGAUGCUGAGCUGGAAGAUAUUAUCAAGAUGGGCAUGACUGGAGAGCGAGCAAUCACUGGCAUCAGCGGCAGUGACAAUAUCGCCACUCAAGGCUUGGUGGGCAACUACUCUGGCCUUGUUGGGAACACUCCGAUUCGCACACCGAUGGCUCCCAAAGAGGAGGAUGUCAUUGCGAAUGAAGUCCGAAAUGCGCGAUUGCGGACUGAGACACAGUCUGCUCUCCUGGGAGGAGACAAUCCAGACCUCGUCGAAGAUACCGCGUCCCCCGCCUUGCCUAGCUCUGGCCCUCGACACCAGAUCAUCACUCCCAACCCGUUGGCGACCCCUUUCCGGCAAACCAACGGCGGAGUUGGCGCGACCCCCAUACGUCAAGGGCCUGGAGCCACUCCGAUGCGGACCCCCAGAGAUACCCUUCACUUGAACCAAGAAGGCACCAUGCAGCUUGUUGGACAGACGCCACGAGACAUUAGACUACGCGAAAAUGCGAAGAGGCAAGGCCUGAAGAGCAAGCUUGCAGCGCUUCCUAAGCCUAAGGAGACUAGUUGGGAGUUCGAGCUUCCGGAAGAGCGGACAGACACAAUGGAAGUAGAGAUGAGCGAAGAGGAUGCAGCCGAGCGCGACCGGCGGAAGAAGGAAAUGCAGGCGGCUGCCGAGCGUGCAGAGUUCGCUCGGCAGUCCCAGGUCGUCCAGAAAUUCCUCCCAAGGCCAUCAAUGGUCGAUAUCGACGCCAUGCUGAAGAGGGCUCUCGCCAUAUCUGAUCCAAUCCAGCGCGAAAUUGAAAAGGAAAUGGCGCUGCUGGUCGCCAAUGAUGUGCAAAAAUUUGGAGGGGGCCGAGUGUCUGGAACAUUGAAGCCCCUCGAGAGGCUCAACGAGGAGGCGCUCAACGCUGCGAAGCUGGAGCUGGCCCUUGAGCUGUCCAUGAACACGGAGAAGGAUAAGAAGACUUUCCAUGAAGAGUUCGGGACGGCAUGGACUAAUCUGCAUGGCUCAUCAAAAUUGCCAGGCCUCGAUGGCUAUGAGGAAGACGAGAUCGAUGAGCACCAGCUUAUGAUGGAAGCGUUCAACAACAUCCAGGACAAGAUCAUUGAGACGGCGGAGCAGGCAAACAAAAUCGAGAAGAAGCUCACGGUGCAUCACGCUGGUUACAUGAAGCGGUCUGGUCUGCUGCGGCAGAAGAUCCACGACGCGUCUAGUGCGCUGGAGAAGGCCAAGAUGGACCUGGACUCAACAAGGACGAUGCAGUACUCGGAGCAGUCCGCUAUCGGUUGGCGGCUGGAGAGUCUGCGGGACGAGGUCUCCUUUGUUAGCCGACGAGAGAGGGAGGCUCAGGAACUCUACCGGACGCGGAAAGAUGAGCUGGAUAACCUUCAGGAGCCUGUCAAUGGCGUCCGCUGAAUUGCUGAGUAGGCUUCUUGAAGUGUAUGUUCUUGUCUGUAGGGUAUUUUUCUAAAUUGGGGCUUUGGUUAGGUUAUGCAUGGUCAGGCGUUUACUAUGGCCGGCCUCUAUAACGGCAGUCUAAUAGACGCCCAAGAAAUUCGGCAGCACAGCUGCGGUCUGCAGCUAAAACUGUGUAUAACGAAAUAUAGCCGGAUGUUAAGCGCUG